AUGACUGGGGAGCUGGUUCCUGUGUUUACGCCCCGGAACCUCAGGCUGAGGUGGCUGCCCCCUGACGAGCCCCCUCACUUCUUCCUUCAGCUUGGCAGGGGACAGACCGCCCAGGAGGACCGCCCCUGCCCGUGGUCCCCAUCUGUCACCCCUGCCCACUCUCCUGUUGGGGGUAGGACCCCGGUCAUCAUGCACCUGGUCCAGGUGAAUGAGCUCUGCCAGCCUGAAGCCAACCUUAAGGACCCAAUCCAGGCCCAGGGACCGGGGGAGGCACAGCUGUUUGGGGCUGAGGGGGAGGAGGAUGUAGCAUCCCCUUCUUCCUCCUCCCCCUCCUCCUCCUCCUCCUCCCCCUCCUCCUCCUCCUCCUCCUCCCCCUCCUCCUCAGAGGCACCACGUCUGAAGAUGGCUGACCUGGUGCGGUUCUUGCUCCUCAAGUAUCGCACCAAGGAGCCCACCACAACGGCAGAAAUGCUGACCAUGGUCCGCAAAGACCAGCGGGACCACUUCCCCGUGGUCUUCAGCCAAGCCUGCAAUUGCAUGCAGCUGCUCUUUGGCGUGGACAUGAAGGAGGUGGACCCCAGGGAGCACACCUAUGCCCUGGUCCCCACCCUGGGCCUCACCCACAAUGGGAUGCUGAGCGAUGGGCAGAGAUUCCCCAAGACUGGCCUCCUGGUGUUGCUCCUGGGCCUGAUUGUCUUGGAUGGCGACCACAUCCCUGAGGAGGAGGCCUGGGGAGCACUUAGCCGGAUAGGGGUGUAUGCAGGGAAAGAGCACUGCAUCUAUGGGGACCCCGGGGAGCUGCUGACCAAAGUGUGGGUGCAGGAGGGCUACCUGGAAUACCGGCAGGUGCCCCACAGCGACCCCGCCCGCUACGAGUUCCUGUGGGGGCCCCGGGCCCACGCAGAGAUCCGCAGGGAGCAAGUCCAGGAUUAUCUGCUCAAGGUCAAUAGCUUGGACCCCAGGUCCUUCCUACCCCUGCCUGCAGAGGCUGUGAGCGAUGAGGAAGAGGGGGCCUGA
Messenger RNA from Hippopotamus amphibius kiboko, 1017 nucleotides. Its product is annotated as melanoma-associated antigen 10-like. Gene Ontology annotation, biological process: negative regulation of transcription by RNA polymerase II. Bases 1 to 1017 code for a protein of 338 amino acids. Lineage: Eukaryota; Metazoa; Chordata; Mammalia; Artiodactyla; Hippopotamidae. The transcript has 4 exons. Gene Ontology annotation, cellular component: nucleus. The record is from RefSeq and is a predicted model, not a curated record.